AUGAACAUCAGGUGGAUAGGCAACAUUCGUAACAUCAAGACCGGAGGCAGGCCGUGCAGUCGCUGGCACAUCGCCUUCAACGGCAGCGAGUGUGGCAACCCGGCCCGCAUUGACGCCUCAAUCUACAGCAGUCUGGAGGGACUAGACAUACACAGGCCUUCGAUACUUGAAGGCAUCUGCUAUGGCCUGUCUACUGGUAUAGUGAACGUACAGCUGUACGUGGGAGACUGCAGGAAUCCAGCAUACCGCCACGGCGACAGCUACACCUCCUGGGAAAGCGUCUCACGCAUGAUCAUCGAGGAAAUACCGCUUGCGUAAAACCGUUGACGCUUUUAAGCGCACGCAUAUCUAUCUAUCUAUCUUGAUAUAUAUAUAUAUAAUAUUAUAUAUCCUUUUGGACUGUGACCUAUGCGAUCAAAAACGAAUAUAGAUUACUGU
Molecule: messenger RNA, 438 nt
Organism: Priapulus caudatus
Lineage: Eukaryota; Metazoa; Priapulida; Priapulimorpha; Priapulimorphida; Priapulidae
Product: collagen triple helix repeat-containing protein 1-like
Exons: 2
Coding region: 1-318 (105 amino acids)
Source: RefSeq, a predicted model, not a curated record